AUGGGCAAUGUGACGUCAAGUGUGGCUGCAAAGUUCACAUUUUUCCCACCAAACCCGCCAACGUAUAAUAUAUACAGAGAAGAGGAUGGGAGGCCGGUAUUCCCAGGGCUGACGACGGACAUGAACGUGGAAAUGAAUUUGCUAGAUAGUAAAGGCGGGAACAAGAUUGUUGCCAUGUUCUGGAGGCAUCCCUUUGCUCGGUUCACGUUGCUGUACUCACAUGGCAACGUUGCAGACCUUGGUCAGAUGCAUGAGCUCUUCAUCGAGCUCAGGGCUCACCUGCGUGUCAAUGUCAUGAGGUACUUUUGGCUUUUGUAA
Molecule: messenger RNA, 318 nt
Organism: Juglans regia (Persian walnut)
Lineage: Eukaryota; Viridiplantae; Streptophyta; Magnoliopsida; Fagales; Juglandaceae
Product: alpha/beta hydrolase domain-containing protein aho-3-like
Exons: 1
Coding region: 1-318 (105 amino acids)
Source: RefSeq, a predicted model, not a curated record